Molecule: messenger RNA, 909 nt
Organism: Knipowitschia caucasica
Lineage: Eukaryota; Metazoa; Chordata; Actinopteri; Gobiiformes; Gobiidae
Source: the annotation of a GenBank genome assembly
AUGUGGAGGUUUCUGCCCAAACUGCUGCUGUUGGUGCUGGUGGCCCUGCCCGCCACGCUGCCGGGCCCGGGUACACUGGUCUGGGCUCAGGACCUCACUGAGGAAGAGGAGGCUGAGGCGGUGGAUGAAGAUGUGGUGGAUGAUGUCACAGAUGAUGUCGUUGCAGACGAUGAAGACGAUGAAGCUGAAGUGGAGGACGAUGAAAACGCAGAGCUGGUAGAAGACAAAGAAGAGGAGGAGGAGGAGGCGCUGGUUGGAGAGAUGAAGGCUUCUCCUCAUGCGGACACCACCAUCCUCUUUGUCAAAGGAGAUGAUUUUCCUUCCAAUAACAUUGUGAAGUUCCUGCUCGGCUUCACAAACAAAGGCUCAGAGAACUUCAUGAUUGAGUCUCUGGACGCGUCGUUCCGCUAUCCUCAGGAUUACCAGUUCUUCAUUCAGAAUUUCACGGCGCUGCAGCUCGGUGCUGUUGUCCCACCGUCGCGUCAGGCCACGUUCGAGUACUCGUUCAUCCCCGCGGAGCCCAUGGGGGGGCGCCCUUUUGGACUCGUGGUCAACCUCAACUACAGGGAUGCUGAGGGAAACGUCUUCCAGGACGCAGUGUUUAACCAAACUGUGACAAUCACAGAGAGAGAAGACGGGCUGGACGGAGAAACGAUCUUCAUGUACGUGUUCCUCUCUGGGCUCAGUCUGCUCGUGGUGGUGGGUCUGCACCAGCUUCUGGAGUCCAGGAAGAGGCGGCGUCCUGCUCCUAAAGUAGAGAUGGGAACAGCGAGUCAUAACGACGUGGACCUGAGCUGGAUCCCCCAGGAGACACUGAACCAGAUCAUGCAGAACCGCAGAGACAAAGCUUCUCCAAGGCGAUCUCCACGGAAACGAAACCAGAAGCGCUCAGCCGGUUCAGAUGAGUGA